AUGGCACCAGCAUUCGGCAAGCUGAGACGAGAUCUACCGGCGCAAUACACGCUCCCUGGGCCGAAACACGCAGCCCACGCCAUCCGGUACGGCAGUUGGCUCUGCUCGUAUAGGCCCGAGAACAUGGAGUGGUGGGGCCCAAGCGCGAACACCGCCACAUCGUCUCCCCCGUGCGUCUCGGAAGUAACCGGUAUGUCUACGUGUGAUCUCCACUGCGGUGUACCUGCACAUUACCACAACUUCAAAAUGAUUGUUGGUGAGAGAAAGCUCCUGUUCGCCACCCAGUAA
Molecule: messenger RNA, 288 nt
Organism: Arctia plantaginis
Lineage: Eukaryota; Metazoa; Arthropoda; Insecta; Lepidoptera; Erebidae
Source: the annotation of a GenBank genome assembly